AUGCCUCCGAAUGGCCCUACUGCUGCAGCCAACAAUGGUCCUACGGCUCAGGUCACUCCGGCUAAAGGAGGCAAGAUCUUGGUGCUUCCCGGCGAUCACAUCGGUCCAGAAGUGGUAACAGAGGCACUCAAAGUUCUGGACAUCGUCGAGCAAGCGACUGGAGCUAAGUUCGAACGAGACUUUGAUCUCUGCGGUGGCUGUGCUCUCGACAAGCACAAAGAUUCUGUGACCGAGGAAGUCUUGAAGAAGAGCGAGCAAGUCGACGCGGUCUUCUUCGGCAGUGCAGGUGGUCCAGAAUGGGGUACUGCACAGCCAAACCCAGAGAGUGGGUUGUUAAGGAUACGAAAGAGAAUGCAGAUCUUCGCCAACCUCAGACCAUGCAAGUUUGCCAGUAAGACGAUGGUGGAGAGGUCUCCAAUCAAGCGCGAGGUCAUUGAAGGCGUCGACUUCAUGCUGAUCCGUGAGAACUGCGGUGGUGCGUACUAUGGCAACAAAAUCGAGGAGGCAGAUUACGCUUGCGAUCCUUGGGAGUAUUCAAGACCCGAAAUCGAACGUGUGGCUCGAGUAGCCGGAGCCCUAGCCUUGCAGGAUGAUCCGCCAGUGCCCGUGUGGAGCGUCGACAAAGCCAACGUGCUGGCAAAUUCGCGAGUGUGGAGAAGGAUCGUCACCGAGAUAUUCGAGAAGGAGUUCCCUCAUGUCAAGUUGCAGCACCAGCUUGCCGAUUCUCUCGCCAUGCUGUUCAUCACCAAGCCCACGGCGUUCAAUGGUGUGAUUGUGACGGACAAUACUUUUGGCGACAUCCUAUCAGAUGAGAGCGGUGGCCUUACAGGAUCUUUGGGCCUGUUGCCGAGUGCAAGCUUAGCUGGAGCACCUGGGACAGACCUUGGUCGGAACAGCGUUGGAGGAGUGGUAGGCCUGUACGAGCCAGUUCAUGGCUCUGCUCCUGAUAUCUCAGGCGAGGGCCUUGCAAAUCCCGUGGCCCAAGUCCUCAGUCUGGCUAUGAUGCUGAGAUAUUCAUUCAACAUGCAUAACGAGGCCGAUAGCAUUGAAGAAGCGGUCGCGAAGGUGCUGGACUCGAAAGCAGACGGGGGCCUCGAGAUCCGGACGGGUGAUCUAGGGGGCCGGGCUACCACCAAAGAUAUGAGUGAAGCGAUACAGGCAGAGGUGAAGCGGCUGCUCAAGCUUUGA
Zasmidium cellare ATCC 36951 is the source of this 1188-nucleotide messenger RNA. RefSeq lists its product as uncharacterized. The record is from RefSeq and is a predicted model, not a curated record. Gene Ontology annotation, molecular function: NAD binding; 3-isopropylmalate dehydrogenase activity; magnesium ion binding. Gene Ontology annotation, cellular component: cytosol. The transcript has 3 exons. Bases 1 to 1188 code for a protein of 395 amino acids. Gene Ontology annotation, biological process: L-leucine biosynthetic process. Lineage: Eukaryota; Fungi; Ascomycota; Dothideomycetes; Mycosphaerellales; Mycosphaerellaceae.